AUGGCCUUCCAAGCCAAUGGAACAGCUCCGGCUGUCAAUGGCCAUGCUUCAGCGUCUGACAUGUCCGUAGACGUUGUCUGCGGCCCUCUCAUCAAUUUCAAGAAUAUGGAUGUCACUCCUUCUUCCUCCGUAUGGCGCGGAAGCAUUCUAAUUGUGACCAAGCCCGGCCUGAGCCAGCCCCAGCUGGUUAUGCGACAGGCGGGUCCGGUCGAUAGCAGUGGCCUCGCCAGUGGCACUCAGCCGAACUCCGAGAGGCUUGUUGCUGACGGACUUCGUCUGUACGAAGAUCCCGACAAAGCAUUCUGGAGAUUCUCAAUCGCUGUAGCGUUGGAGCAGUACGAAGCUCGCUGGGAGUACACUAUUCCGGGCUUUCGAUAUGCGAACGGGGAUGAGCUUCCUCCCCCAUGGGACUUUGUGGUUCCAUCCGUUCACCAGUCGAUGCGCCUGAUGUUUCAUUCAUGCAAUGGUUUUUCCGUGGGCACUGAUAUGAAUGCCUGGGUCGGACCCAACUUAUGGAACGAUGUUAUGCGCAUCCACGGCCAGAAGCCGUUUCAUGCCAUGAUUGGUGGCGGUGACCAGCUUUACUGUGACGGAAUCCGCGUCGAUGGACCCUUAAAGGCAUGGACGGCCAUUGGAAAUCCCCACAAGAGGCGGGCACAUUCCUUUGACAAUGACCUGCGCGCCCAGUGCGAUGAAUAUUACUAUGCGAACUACGUUAGGUGGUAUUCCAUCAAGCCGUUUAAGACCGCAAAUGGCCGGAUACCUCAGAUCAAUAUCUGGGAUGACCAUGACAUCAUAGACGGCUUUGGUUCCUACACAGAUCAUUUCAUGCGAUGUUCUGUGUUUCGUGGAAUUGGCGGCGUGGCUUUCAAAUAUUACUGCUUGUUCCAACACCACAUCGCGCCUCCCAAAUCAACGUACACGACGGACGCUCCGCAAACAAUGCAUGCAGUUAACGGAACCGCGGGUGCUGAUCCUCGGCAGCUGCAGAACACUCAUAUUCUGGAGGGCCAGUCGGAAGACGACAGCUGGAUCAUCGGGAACCGACCCGGGCCUUAUGUCGAGGAGAAGAGUCGAAGCCUCUACAUGCGGCUCGGCAAGCGGCUCGCUUUCAUCGGUGUUGAUGCGCGGACGGAGCGCACGCGACACCAAGUGAACUACCCAGACACAUACGAUCUCAUUUUCACCCGCUUGGAAAGCGAAGUGUUAGCAGCGGAAGGAGACAUUAAACACUUAGUGGUGCUACUGGGGGUCCCGAUCGCGUAUCCUCGACUUGCAUGGUUGGAAAACAUUCUAAGUUCCCCUCUAAUUGCGCCCAUACGCUUGUUAAACAAGAGGUUUGGCUUUGCGGGCGGGCUCUUCAAUCAGUUUGACGGUCAGGUUGACCUUCUGGACGACCUGGAUGACCACUACACGGCACGUCAACACAAGAAGGAGCGAAGAGUAUUCGUUCAACGACUCCAAGACUUUGCUAGGACUCACUCUAUUCGUGUGACGAUCCUGAGCGGAGAUGUGCAUCUGGCAGCAAUUGGCCGGUUUUACUCCAAUCCAGCUCUUAACCUCCAUAGCGAACUGGAUCCGCGCUAUAUGGUCAAUGUCAUUAGCAGUGCAAUCACUAACAAGCCACCCCCCAAGGCUGUAGCCAAUCUCUUGGCGCGCAGAAAUAAACUUCAUCAUCUGGACCCAUACACAGACGAGACUCUGAUGAGCAUGUUUGAUCGACAGCCGGGUGGGCAGGAGAAGAGUGCCUCAUGGAAUAAGGUUACGAUGCCUUCACGAAACUUUGCCUGCAUCACUGAGAUAGAACCUCUUUACACUGAUGGAGAUGCAACGGCUGCGAAUGCGCAGACGACUUCAUUUCCUUUGGCGAAAGACGGUCACUCGCCACUUCACCAGGGUGAAGCUGACGCCGGUUCCGGUCACCCGGCGGCCGAUGGAUAUACCAACAGCGGAAGCAUGCCCGGCGGGUUGGACAUUGCGAUUCGAGUGGAGAUUAACCCACAGAAUACAGAGGGUGCCACCGAUGGUUAUGGCUUCAGCAUUCCCGCGUUGGCUUAUGACCCUUCGAAGGACAUUUCUCGCCCGACUUCACGCGCCCGUUCUCUGCGACCUCAAUCCCUUCGUCCUCCUUCGCGGCAAUCUGCGCGGCCUCAGACAGCCAAUUAA
This is a messenger RNA of Aspergillus saccharolyticus JOP 1030-1, 2166 nucleotides long. RefSeq lists its product as uncharacterized. Gene Ontology annotation, cellular component: membrane. Lineage: Eukaryota; Fungi; Ascomycota; Eurotiomycetes; Eurotiales; Aspergillaceae. The record is from RefSeq and is a predicted model, not a curated record. The coding region runs from base 1 to 2166 and encodes 721 amino acids. The transcript has 3 exons.